AUGUGGCUUCAGCCGAAGGUCCGAAGCAACAAUAGCGCCCCCGGCGUGGCUCGGCCGGCUCACGUACUAGCGGCCCCCCGCCGCAGCGCGCGCCGCGACCGCCACGCAGUCUUCCCGCGCGGUCCGCACGUGUGUCUAGCGUGCCUUCACAUCGGACUCCAACUAAUCGUUUUCGAUCAAACUCGUUGUAAUUCCUCACGUAAAAGUGCGAUUUUAUAU
This is a messenger RNA of Brenthis ino (lesser marbled fritillary), 219 nucleotides long. The record is from the annotation of a GenBank genome assembly. NCBI's taxonomy places the organism in Eukaryota, Metazoa, Arthropoda, Insecta, Lepidoptera, Nymphalidae.